AUGAACGCUUCUGAUCAGGAAGUUGAGCAAGACCAGAAGAGAAUCCCUACAAUCCAAGAGAUGGAAAGUUGGAACGAUGAACAAUUGCUCGAAUGGAUUCGGCGAACACAACCAAACAUUUUCCGCGAUGACAAGGACGUUUUGACAUUCAAAGCGGCAAAAAUUAGUGGCUCUGCCUUCUUGGAUUAUGCUGAGGAUCUAGACCUUUUCACAGAAACUCGUCUACCCCCUGGGGUCUACAGCUCUCUCGCAUUUCUUGCAAGAAAAGUCAGUAAACAGAAGGAUCAACGGAAACAGACAGCCGAUCGAAAGAGGAAAGGGGACGAAACAGAUUUAUCUGAAGAGCUGCCCAUUUCACCAAAAAGACGUCAAAAAUAUAAAGAGGAAGAUGAAGAGGAAGAUAAAGACAUACUAACACAAUUAGCCACUGAAGCGAAUAGGCGAAGAAAGGCCAUUAAGGAUAUGAUUACUCAGAUGAACGACUCUCCUAACCAGCAUUCUGAUCCCGUCAACCCUCUUCCUGGAGCUGUCGAUAAACUUUCCGAUCCUACAUUAAUUCAUACACUCGAUUUCCCAUUUAUCGAUACUAUACCAAAACGAUUCAAUGAGCCCGAUAUAGCUAAAGGAAAGUGGUUAUAUAUGGGGAGAACGAUAUUUAAAGAGUUCCUCCACGAGGUAAAAAAAGUGCGAGAGGAUGACGAUUACCGAAGAUUCUGGCUCUAUGGAACCCAGGGCUUUGGGAAGUCUCACCUUCUAGCCGCCCUCGUCUGCUACUUCAUUGCUCAAAAUGAACGGGUCGUCUAUCUACCGGAUUGCCGAUGCCUACUCGAAAGCCCUAUUCCUUACGUUGUAGCAGCAAUGCUGCUCGCCUGGGUCGACGAUUUCACUACCCAGAAGAAGAUUAUGGCCUUAAACACCGAAGACCAGAUUUGCCGAUUCUUCAAGGACAAAAAGGACGUUAUAUUUGUCGUUGGUCAGAUGAAUGCAUUAAGUCGAAUCGCGUUGCGAAGAAGGAGAGGGCCGAAAGGAUACGCGCAUGGUUCCUCUGCAAAUUCCACGACCGAUCUUCAAGAGUUCCAGCAUGAGGGCCCGAACAAAGUUAUAACUGUUUAUGGCGGUUUCACCAGAACGGAAAUGGAGCAGUGGUGGAAGCAGCAUGAAGAUAUUGAUAUGAGAGGGUAUUCCCGGAACGAGGUUGAAGACUUUACAGGCUGCAUCCCACUGCUCUUGAAGCAAUGCGUGAAGAAUGGGAAGAUUAAUUUGACGACCACCGAAUUGCGCCAAAUCUAUGGCAAUUCUGUGGGGUUUACGCAGCUAGUUAAGUCUACUGCUACGGAUACUAUUUGGGAGUGGUAUUGCAACUACGUGAGAGCUUGCGUCCGUCACGAGCCUGUACCAGAUGAAUGGAGGCAAUUCCUCGAACUGAUCGACCAUCGAUACUUUUAUCACGAUAAGAACGACAUUGGACAGUAUACCUGUGGUUUAGUUCGUGACGCGAUAACAAAUAAGCUUCUCGAGUUGGGUGUUACUUUUAUCGACAUCAACUUUCUGAAUUCAUUGCCCAACUUUAUCCACAAUCGAUCUGUUGUCGAGUAUGCAAUCGAACACGCCAUCCUCGCAUCCAUCCGGUCACAAGGUUUGAGGGUUGGUGAGUGGGGUAGCAAAGGUAUGGAGUUAAGCUUCUUUCAGACUCAACCCAGUAUUCAGUCCGAUAUCCGCGAUAUGCCGGUACUUUAUCGCCCUCGACAGACCAAUUACAAGACGAUGGAUGGAAUGAUUGCCUUUAUUAAGGACCCCCAAAGAACCGCUAGAAGGAAAAAGCCGAUAUUACUUCUCUUCCCCCUCCGGAUCACGGCGGCAAAAAACCACUCGAAUUCUUAUCUGGGAUUCUUGGAUGAAUACCGUCAGUGGGCGGAGCAACAACUAUUGACGUUUGACAUUGAAUUAGAAUUCCUCUGGAUCACUCCAAAGAAACCCAACGUCAUACCACACCCGCCCGAUUCACCGUGGCCUAGACACCAAGAGCGUUAUAUUCCUUUCUCGGAGGUUAGCACAGAUAUCUGGAUUAGGUACCAAAGAGCAGAGAAAUCCAAAGAAAAGAAAGGAGGCGGUGAAAUGGAAGGAGACAAUAAAAAGAAAGACGAUCAAGAGGAAGAAGAGGAGAAAGCCGAAGAAGAAGUCGAAGACCAAAGAAGUGGACGCGUAACGCGGUCUAAGGCAAGGCAAUCUAGGACAAGGCGAUCGAGGGCGCGCUAG
This is a messenger RNA of Rhinocladiella mackenziei CBS 650.93, 2256 nucleotides long. RefSeq lists its product as uncharacterized. The record is from RefSeq and is a predicted model, not a curated record. The transcript has 6 exons. Bases 1 to 2256 code for a protein of 751 amino acids. Lineage: Eukaryota; Fungi; Ascomycota; Eurotiomycetes; Chaetothyriales; Herpotrichiellaceae.